Darwinula stevensoni is the source of this 792-nucleotide messenger RNA. The record is from the annotation of a GenBank genome assembly. Lineage: Eukaryota; Metazoa; Arthropoda; Ostracoda; Podocopida; Darwinulidae.
AUGGACGACAGCCCGCUGAUUAGAAAAGGUCCCUCCUUCCCUCCCCACCUUUGUUUUCUCACACCAAUCGAUCUCAUGAAUCGCCCCGUCCCCAUCUCGUCUCAGCUCGCCUGUCCUCACCCCCUCUGGCCCCACCUCAUUCCACCUCGUUUCACCUCACUCUAUCUCCUCCCUCCUCACUUCACUUCAUCCUACCCUCAUUCCCGUCUUGCGAUCGACCAGCCCCAACGUACGAGACUCCCGAUCGUUCCCCCAGGCCCCUCGGGUCGUUCCCCCAGGCCCCUCGGGUCGUUCCCCCAGGCCCCUCCGAUCGUUCCCCCAGGCCCCUCGGAUCCUCUCCGACCAAUUGAGAUUGACCCAGGCGAUCUCCCCUCUCCUUCCAGGGCCAUCUUCAAGUGGCUGGACGAGAAGUUCUCGGGGAUCCUGUCGAAUUUCUCCGUGGCGAAUUCCCCCGAGGAACCGGCCGGACCUGUCUUAGCCAGCGACCAUCGCCUCCAAGACUCCCCCUGCGAAAGCACCGCGAGCGACGUGCAACCGAGCUGGAUCCGAGACGAGAAGACGGACGAAUGGGUCCUGGCCGUGCAGACCAUGCCGCUGCAGCAGUGGAUCAGGGUGGAGCACUGCCUGUCGAUCGGCGUGCGGUGCCAGUACGUGCUGCCGUAUUACCGGAGCGUGUGCGAGGAGAGGAACUCCCUCCAUCAGCUGCUGGUCUGGAACCCGAGGAACCCGGAGGUCCUCGGCUUCUCCUUCCUCAAGGCCCCGUCUGGGUGCGGGUGCCACGUCAACGCCUGA